Molecule: messenger RNA, 2943 nt
Organism: Neoarius graeffei (lesser salmon catfish)
Lineage: Eukaryota; Metazoa; Chordata; Actinopteri; Siluriformes; Ariidae
Product: alpha/beta hydrolase domain-containing protein 17A-like
Exons: 5
Coding region: 191-1150 (319 amino acids)
Biological process (GO): protein depalmitoylation
Cellular component (GO): plasma membrane; endosome membrane
Molecular function (GO): palmitoyl-(protein) hydrolase activity
Source: RefSeq, a predicted model, not a curated record
UCAUACUGUGUGUAGCUUCUCAUUACUGUUAGCAAAAUAGCUUUUCCAACCGGAUGACUUCCUAAGAUGAUUUUAGUUACACAGGAAAAAAGAUUGGGAGCCGUGUUUAGUAUUUUGUUAUGUAUAGAUACAUAAAGAGCUCUCAGAGAUUCUGAUAGUUUUCGCUUUUCUGGAACUCGGUGCUGGAAAGAUGAACGGACUGUCGGUCAGCGAGCUGUGCGGCCUUUUCUGCUGCCCUCCUUGCCCGAGUCGGAUUGCAGCGAAACUGGCCUUUCUACCCCCAGAGCCCACCUACACUUUACUGCCUGAACUGGACUCUCCCCCACCCAUAACGUCAAACCAGAGCGCCUCGGGCUUGCGUUCUCGGCUGGGUCGGAGAGGAGGAGGAGGAGACCGAGCUGGAGAGGGCAGGUGGAAGCUCCAUCUGUCAGAGCGAGCGGAGUUCCAGUACUCCCAAAGAGAGUUGGACAGGACUGAAGUCUUCCUGACUCGCUCUAGUCGUGGGAACAAAGUGGGAUGCAUGUACAUCCGCUGUGCCCCCGCGGCCAGGUACACGGUGCUGUUCUCCCAUGGGAAUGCUGUGGAUCUGGGCCAGAUGAGUAGUUUCUACAUUGGCCUGGGCACACGCAUCAACUGCAACAUCUUCUCCUACGACUACUCGGGAUAUGGGGCCAGUACGGGGAAGCCGUCCGAGAAGAACCUCUACGCUGAUAUAGACGCUGCCUGGCAUGCACUGCGCACCAGAUAUGGGAUCAGUCCUGAGAACAUCAUCCUUUACGGUCAGAGUAUCGGCACGGUGCCCACGGUGGACCUUGCGUCGCGGUACGAGUGUGCUGCCGUCGUCCUGCACUCCCCCCUCACCUCGGGGAUGAGAGUGGCCUUCCCCGACACCAAGAAGACCUACUGCUUUGAUGCCUUUCCAAACAUCGAGAAGGUGUCAAAGAUCACGUCUCCAGUCCUGAUCAUCCACGGCACCGAGGACGAGGUGAUCGAUUUCUCCCACGGCCUCGCCCUGUUCGAGCGCUGCCCCAAGGCCGUGGAGCCGCUGUGGGUGGAAGGAGCCGGCCACAACGACAUCGAGCUCUACAGCCAGUACCUGGAACGCCUGCGCCGCUUCAUCGGCCAGGAACUGACCGCCCAGUACGCCUGAAAACCCAGCAGUUCGAAGCUGAAACGAACACGAACACUCCAGUGUCGACUUGACAGCCUGCUUCAACGUUUUCUACCCUGUAGGCUGGUAAAUAUUCACUCGUAGACCUGGAUGGUUCAACAUCUUGAAGCAGGACCUUGCGGGUCCAGUAUAGCAGGGCAAAAACUGUAUUGUCGUUAUUCCUUCGUCUUAUCGUAUGAUGAUAUUGUUCUUAUUUCUUUUGCUCAAGGCAUCUACAAGGAGACUGCCAUAAGUGCAAUUUCUUCGAUGAGCUCUUGUUUGGAUUUAAUUUUCCGCUCCUUCCUGUAUGAAUGUGCUCUCUGCUGGACAGAUUGGGUGUUUUUUUUUGAGGGGGGUGGGGGUCUGACCUUGUAGAGAACAUUAUAUGGGUCAAGUGUGUAUGUACUGAUUUAUUACAGAAUCUUUAAAAUGCUUUUUGAUCUCAAGUUCUUCUUCUUCUGCCCUUUGUUCAGUUUCAUUUGUCCUUUCUUGAUGCGUUUGGAUCGUUGGACAGCAGCAUCUUGUGUCUGGUGUGUGUUUAAAAGGACGUGAGCUGAGCUAUACACUUUGGCAGCAAGCAAUAUAACUUGGGUUACUGUGAAUAUAACAAUAAGGCAACCGUAAUUAAAAAAAAACCCAGAAGCUCCACCCCGUCACCGAAUUGGAACCACCGGACUGAAAAGAAUGACGUCCGUUUUCCUUUGACACAGUUAAAUUUCAGAUGAACGUAGCUUUCGUCUUUGGUUCUCCACUUAGAUUCCGAGCAACUAGUGGUUUCUGUCUGACCUUUCCAUUUGUCGGUUCCGCUUUCCUCCGACUCUCAUUCACGUCUCAGUUCUUUUUAAAUCUCGUAUCUAUUUCCCGGAACGCUCGUUCUCACGCAGUCUCACUGUGACCUCCAGAUAGCAGUUCCACAAAGUACCAGUCACUACACACACUAACGAUUCCUACAUCGUCUCGGUGCCUCACCGUUUUAAUUCGCGCGUUUUCUUACGAAUGAAGAACGGGUACUCCGGUUCUCUCUUUCUGACAUCGUCGCACUCUUUGCACCUUCUCAAAGUGUCUGUAAAGCGGAGAUGUUCAGAGGGUUUGAAUAUAAACACACGUCGCUAAUUUGUAAGAUUAGCCUUCCUCUUUUCGGUAUUUCUUAUCGCGGACUUUUUUUUAAGUGACGUAUUUAAACAACGACAUUUAACGUUGCUUGCAGUUUAGCUACGCAUUUUAAGAACAUUACAAAGAACUUGCGAAACUAUUUUUCUACGAGUAAGUUUUUGCUCGAGCGCUCAAAUUUUGUCAAAACCGGAGCCGUUCUUAAGGGACCGGACGGUAGUUUUAUUGCAAUUUGGUUGACGUGAAAAGAGAAUAAUUCACCCUGUGCUGAGAUUAUUGCAAGAUGAUUGCAUUUGCCUUUUGAACACGAUCGUCAAAUUUUACAAAAUCAGUUUAAAUUCCGAAGCAUAGCUUGGGUUUUCGUGUCAAAAUGCAAUAACAUCAGAAUUCUACACGAGCUGCAGUCUCAGUGUGAGUACUCGCACCCCCGACACUCCUAACGGCAAUAAACGUCAACUUUAUGAUGCAGAUGUUUGGGGGGGAAAAUUUUUUAGAAACUCUCACAUUUCAAAUGAUUCAUGUAUUAUUCUUUUUUCCAGCUGCAGCCAUGUAUAAGUGUGCAGUCAUGUUUCCGUUGGCGAAAGAAGCAUAAUGAGUUUUUUUUUUUUUUCCUGUGUAUCCUUUUCCUAGCUGAAGAAUGUAUGUGCUGUAAUGUAACUGAUUAAUAAAAGUGAUGAUGACAA